Raphanus sativus (radish) is the source of this 1681-nucleotide messenger RNA. Its product is annotated as protein MID1-COMPLEMENTING ACTIVITY 1. The transcript has 8 exons. NCBI's taxonomy places the organism in Eukaryota, Viridiplantae, Streptophyta, Magnoliopsida, Brassicales, Brassicaceae. Bases 164 to 1438 code for a protein of 424 amino acids. The record is from RefSeq and is a predicted model, not a curated record. Gene Ontology annotation, biological process: cell surface receptor signaling pathway.
UCGCAGUCAAAUCUCAGCUGAAUCUCCGCGUGGUGGUGACCUCUACUUACUCGAUCUCAAACAACAAUGUCGCCAUCGGAGAAUUCGGAUCGAAUUCUCUAAUCCCCAGUGAUAUCAGCUCACUGAAAGGAACUCUGUUGAUUGAUUUUGAAAGAGAACAAUAAUGUCUCACUCAUGGGACGGUCUCGGGGAGAUCGCGUCAGUAGCCCAGCUCACCGGCCUAGACGCCGUCAAACUCAUCGGCCUCAUCGUCAAAGCAGCCAACACCGCUUGGAUGCACAAGAAGAACUGUCGCCAGUUCGCUCAGCACCUCAAACUCAUCGGAAACCUGCUCGAACAGCUCAAGAUCUCCGAGCUGAAGAGGUAUCCGGAGACUCGGGAGCCUCUCGAAGGCCUCGAGGAUGCUCUGAGGAGGUCUUACGUCCUCGUCAACAGUUGCCGUGACAGGAGCUAUCUCUACUUGUUGGCGAUGGGGUGGAAUAUUGUUUACCAGUUCAGGAAAGCUCAGGAUGAGAUUGAUCGAUUUCUCAAGAUCAUACCUCUCAUCACUUUGGUUGAUAACGCUCGUGUUAGGGAGAGGUUGGAGUAUAUUGACCGUGACCAGUUCGAGUACACUCUUGAUGAAGAGGAUAGACAUGUGCAAGAUGUUAUUUUGAAACAAGAAUCCACCAGAGAAGCGGCUUCUGUGCUUAAGAAGACUCUCUCUUGCUCAUACCCCAACUUGCGUUUCUGCGAUGCUCUCAAAACAGAAAACGAGAAACUGCAGCUGGAGCUUCAGCGUUCCCAGGAGCAUUAUGAUGUGGCUCAGUGCGAAGUCAUUCAGCGUUUGAUCGGUGUUACUCAGACUGUUGCUGAGGUUGAUGGGGGCGGCGGCUCGGAGAAGGAGCUGUCCAAGAAAGCUUCCAAAAAAACUGACCGUAGUGUAAGCCAUAAGACAGAAUAUACUUCUUACGAGGAAGAUCCUCCCAUGAAAAGCACUAGUCGUGCAGCUUCAAGAUCCACUUCUUCUGUUACAUCGGGACAUGAUAUGCUUUCACGAAGAGCAUCACAUGCACAGCACCAUGAAGAAUGGCAUACUGACUUACUGGCUUGUUGCUCGGAACCUUCUCUUUGCUUGAAGACAUUCUUUUUCCCGUGUGGUACUUUGGCAAAGAUUGCCACCGCAGCAACUAACAGGCACAUCUCUUCAGCGGAAGCAUGUAAUGAGCUAAUGGCAUAUUCUUUGAUACUUUCGUGUUGCUGCUACACUUGUUGUGUAAGGAGGAAACUCCGGAAAACACUCAACAUUACGGGAGGGUUCAUUGACGAUUUUCUAUCUCAUUUGAUGUGUUGUUGCUGUGCACUAGUCCAAGAACUGCGAGAAGUUGAGAUACGUGGAGCUUAUGGUACGGAGAAGACGAAAAUAAGUCCGCCUUCGUCGCAGUUCAUGGAACAUUGAAUUCAUAUAUAUUCAAAAAGGUGAACUAAACAAUGCCUAUGACACGAGAUUUCUUCUUCGUUCUGUUCUGUCUUUGCAUGUAAAAAUUAGUUUGGGAUUCCCAUCGACUUUUCAGUAAUUGUGUUGUGUUUCGUAUAGACUUUGGACUCCACUAAAAUCUCGCCUUUUGACUUUUGAUCAUAGAUAUCUUGAAUUGGGACAAAAGUUUUAUGAUUUGGGUCAAAAUAGUAAAUUUAAUAUGAA